UUCAGCGCCAGUCGAGCUCAAUCUAACGAGGUAGUUUUGUGUUUGUUUCACUGUCGACUGUUUUUAUGGUUCACUUCGGGAGCUCCAUUCCUGGCUUUACCUUUUUUCCCACUCUGGACUCUCGCUGUAUGUUUGAGUACGGCUGUCUGGACACCCAUUGAACGUCAGCCUUGUGUGAUCAGUUCACUUCAGCCAAUCAUCGCUGCUCCAGGCGAUGAAGUCAUCCUGCCACCUGGAUCCUGCUUAUAAUGUGGAGGGUCUAACGGAGCGGUCGAAGCCGGAUCUCAAGCCCGACCCCUCUGAUCGGCUGAGCCGUGUCGACUAUAUGCACGUUUACAGGGACUGACGUUAAAACCUGGACAUGAAGAAGACCUAGGUGGAUAUGGUUCACUUCAGGAACUUCGUGCUUGGCUUUACCUUUUUCACUGUACGUUUGAGUACGGCAGUCUGGACGCCCGUUGAACGUCAGUCUCAGUUGAUCGGUUCAUCUCAACCAAUCGUGGUCGCUCUGGGUGAUGACAUCAUCCUGCCGUGUUGCGUGGAGCCUCGGCGCAACGUAGAGGAUCUGACCAUGGAGUGGUGGCGUGAAGAUCUACCAUUCAUGAACAAGUAUGUUCACCGUUACCAUGACAACCACGAUGUAGAGGACAGGAAGAUGUCGUCAUACGCUGGGAGGACGACGCUGUUCAAAGACGAGCUGAAACACGGAAACGCUUCACUCAAGAUCCUCAACGUGAAGCUCGCCGACCAAGGAAGCUACAGAUGUGUCAUCCCACAGCUGGGGACGGCUACGAUUAUUAGGAUUGUUGUUGAUCCAGACUCUGUUAAAACCUGGACAACAGAGACCCCAGUGCUUCCCAGAAGUCUCCAAACUCCAGAUCCAAAGGAGGAGACGGAUGUUAAAGGUGGUCGAUCCCAUCAGGGCGUUUGGAUCCCAGCUGUGGUUUUCUGCAUCUUACUGGUCCUGGGAGUCUGUGGUGGCGUCGCUGGAUAUGUGAUUAAACACAAGCCUCAAAAACUAAAUCGCCAAAGUAUGACGUCACCACAGAAAAGCCACUUCCAGUCUAGGUGCCUUGCUCAAGAGCUCGUUGGUAUUUGAUGUUAACGGAGACGAGAGCGUUCUACACUUCUCCCCCUCAGACCAGCAUCACCUCCAGCCACAAGUGGACCCACUGGAUCAGCAGGAGGGAGCUCUUCAUGAUGGACACAGAUUACCAUCAGAAUGAAGCUCACCUCAAACUCUGGGACGUGGCUGCAUCAGACGUCCUGGGAAAAAGUUUUCUUUAAAUUUGUGGAUGUUCUUGCUGAACACGUUUGGGUCAGACUGUGGAAAGUACUGCCUGCAGAAGAACUGUGCCAGAACUGUCCUCUUCUCUCAACCACAGACUGCAUAAAAGAAGUGGACGUAGUCACCGUGACGUCACUGUUGGUUUGAAGCCUCGAGUUUGACAUUUUGGCCACCGCCAUCUUGAUUUAUUUUGCAAUGAGGCAUCUGACGUGACCAUCUUUGGAUGAAAUGAGGGUGCGAUGUAGCUUGGUUAGCAAGGUACCUCCAGAAUUCACAUUAACCGUAACUCAUCAUUAUCAGCAGGAUCACUUUGAGACUUUAUUUGUUUUUUAUAGUUUGCUCAAACACAAUGAAGGGGUUGGUGAUGCAUCAGUGGAUAAGAUCCAUGCCUUUGUUUUGAGAGACUCGGGUUCAAUUCCGACUGCAACAUCGAUCAAUGUGUCCCUGGACACUUAACCUCUCCAAAGGCGUGUGACCUCUGACAUACAGUGUAUACCAAUUUUAAGUAAAAUGUAAAAAAUAGUCUGAAGUGCCAAGCCUUUCUUCAUCAUCGGGCUCUCCUGCCCCGAAGGAGGAUAACUGUGAGAACCCUGUUUUGUUUGAGACUGAUCUAUACGAUUCACAAAUGAACUUAUUUUCAAAAUGUUACUUGACUGUAGUAGACUACAUAUCAGUAGGUGGCUGAAACCACGAACAUGAUGAUCAAGAGCCGGCUCCUGAUUGUAAAAUGAACCUUGUUGUAACGUCAGUGUUUACUCAGUGGAGUUUUACUCUUCGCUAAAUUGAAAACAUUUAAAAACAAACUAGUUGUUCUGUAGAGAUCAGUCGUGAGUGUAAAUAUUUAUUAACCACAUACCUCUCACUACAAAACCUUGUGCCAAUAUCAUUAAGGGAAGAAGGCAGGCUGGCGGAGGCAGUGUGAUUCGGUGGUCAAUGUUCAUGUGGAUGUACCACCUGCCUGAACAUGGUUGCAGACCCUCCUUUUAUGGAAACAGAUACCCUGAUGGCAGUGGGCUCUUUCAGCUUUCAGACUAUUUUGGUGUGAAAUGGGGAACUAAAUAAUAUCAGGCAGCUGUCUGACACUUUAAGAGCUAAAUUUACUUUAUGGAAAUAAGCUGUUUUUUUGAAGUUUAAUCUCAAGUUUUACACUCCCAAAACAUCAAAUGUGAACGGGCCUUUGGUCAGGGCACCUGGUCCUCACUGAAGUUUAUAUUAUGUUUCUUUGUGUUUUUUUCACUUUGAAACAUUGUUUUUCUUUUAUGAUGUUAAACAUUAAUCAACUUCUUGCCCUUGAACUUACUUUGUAAGAUUUACCUCUAGUGUUUUGCUUUUAAGAGUAAACGUCUGGAAAAACAUUCAGUUUGUUAGGUUCUGUUUUAGGGACAUUAUGAUUUUGUACAUUUGAAGUAUUUCUACAAUGUUUGUGCACUAUUAUUUUAUAGUAGCCAAAUAAAUCACAUCUACAAAUGAC
Micropterus salmoides (largemouth bass) is the source of this 2759-nucleotide messenger RNA. RefSeq names its product myelin-oligodendrocyte glycoprotein-like. Lineage: Eukaryota; Metazoa; Chordata; Actinopteri; Centrarchiformes; Centrarchidae. The record is from RefSeq and is a predicted model, not a curated record. The transcript is spliced from 7 exons. The coding region runs from base 383 to 1099 and encodes 238 amino acids.